Messenger RNA from Perognathus longimembris pacificus (Pacific pocket mouse), 954 nucleotides. Its product is annotated as olfactory receptor 56-like. NCBI's taxonomy places the organism in Eukaryota, Metazoa, Chordata, Mammalia, Rodentia, Heteromyidae. The record is from RefSeq and is a predicted model, not a curated record. Gene Ontology annotation, biological process: G protein-coupled receptor signaling pathway. Bases 1 to 954 code for a protein of 317 amino acids. Gene Ontology annotation, molecular function: olfactory receptor activity; G protein-coupled receptor activity. The transcript has a single exon. Gene Ontology annotation, cellular component: membrane.
AUGGCCUGGGUGGGCAACCAGACGCUCGUCUCCCACUUCAUCCUCCUGGGCCUCUUCAGCCUCUCGCCAUUGCACCUGUUCCUCUUCUCCAUCAUCAUGCUCAUGUUCCUGGUGGCCCUGUCUGGCAACGGGCUCAUGAUCGUCCUCAUCCACGCGGACGCGCGCCUGCACAGCCCCAUGUACUUCUUCCUCAGCUGGCUGUCGCUCAUGGACCUCAUGCUCAUCUCCACCAUCGUGCCCCGCAUGGCCGUCGAUUUCCUCCGCGGUGGGGGCGCCAUCUCCUUCGCGGGCUGUGGACUCCAGAUCCUCUUCUUCCUCACCCUGCUGGGCGACGAGUGCUUCCUGCUGGCGUUCAUGGCCUACGAUCGCUACGUCGCCAUCAGCAACCCGCUGAGGUACUCGGUGGUCAUGAACCGCAGGGUCUGCUGGCUCAUGGUGGCCGGGUCCUGGCUCUUUGGCCUGGUGGAUGGGUUGAUCCAGGCCGUCUUCACACUCCGCUUCCCCUAUUGUGGCUCCCAGGAGAUUGACCAUUUCUUCUGUGAGGUCCCUGCUGUGCUCAAACUAGCCUGUGCUGAUACCUCCCUCUACGAAACCAUGAUCUACGUCUGCUGCGUCCUCAUGCUGCUCCUGCCCUUCUCUGUCAUCUCUGCCUCCUACCUGCGGAUCCUGGCGGCCGUCCUUCGCAUGCGCUCUGCGGAGGGCCGGCAGAAAGCCUUCGCCACCUGCUCCUCCCACAUGAUGGUGGUCUCCCUCUUUUAUGGGGCCGCCAUGGUCACCUACAUGCGGCCUCAGGCCUACCACUCCUCCAAGCAGGACAAGGUGGUCUCUGCCUUCUACACCAUGAUCACGCCCAUGCUCAAUCCUCUCAUCUACAGUCUGAGAAACAAGGAAGUGACCGGGGCUCUGAGGAAACUCCUGGGGAAGUGUCCCUGCGUUGGGAGGGUGGGAGAUUGA